AGUGAGCCGGGGACUCCAACCCUGCGCAGUCCAAGUCUCCGCCCCCGACCAUCUUCUUCCCCAUCGCGGGCGUGCAUUUCUCGGUUUCCUCCUCCACCCCGCGUGUUCCUUCUUCGCUAAGGAUAAUCCUACACCCUGAGCUCCGGAACCCAACCACCAAUUUGUCCAUUUCCCGUAGCCUCACCAAUUGCAGCUUGUCGGGUUCCUCCGCGCCGCGCGUGCCUUCAGUAAUUAGCCCCCAAUUCCGCUCGGCCCCUCUUCCUUCGCCGCACAGAUUGCCCAGAUCAGGUUCUUGGCAGAUCAAAUCCAGGCAUCGCUCGGCGGAGACCGAGGCAUUCGGCUCGCGGCGGCGAUGGAGUUCGUGGCGUCCAUCGUGGACACGGCGUUCCGGCCGCUCAAGGACUACUUCGCGCGGACGUUCGGCUACGUCAUGUCCUGCGGCGACUACAUCGACGCGCUGGGCCACGAGAUGGACGAGCUCAAGAGCAAGCGCGACGACGUCAAGCGCAUGGUGGACACCGCGGAGCGCCAGGGGCUGGAGGCCACCAGCCAGGUCAAGUGGUGGCUCGAGUGCGUCUCCAGGCUCGAGGACGCCGCCGCCCGGAUCCACGCCGAGUACCAGGCGCGCCUGCAGCUCCCGCCCGACCAGGCGCCCGGCCUCAGGGCCACCUACCGCCUCAGCCAGCAGGCGGACGAGACGUUCUCCGAGGCCGCCGGCCUCAAGGACAAGGCCGACUUCCACAAGGUCGCCGACGAGCUCGUGCAGGUCCGCUUCGAGGAGAUGCCCAGCGCGCCGGUCGUUGGCAUGGACGCGCUGCUCCAGGAGCUCCACGCCUGCGUCCGGGGCGGCGACGUCGGCGUCGUCGGCAUCUAUGGCAUGGCCGGGAUCGGCAAGACCGCGCUGCUCAACAAGUUCAACAACGAGUUCCUCAUCGGCUUGCAGGACAUCAACGUUGUCAUCUACAUCGAAGUUGGCAAGGAGUUCAGCCUCGACGACAUCCAGAAGAUCAUCGGCGACCGGCUCGGUUUGAGCUGGGAGAACAGGACGCCCAAGGAGCGCGCUGGGGUGCUCUACAGGGUGCUCACCAAGAUGAACUUUGUGUUGCUGUUGGACGACCUCUGGGAGCCACUCAACUUCCGGAUGCUCGGCAUUCCAGUUCCCAAGCACAACUCCAAGAGCAAGAUCAUCGUGGCGACGAGGAUCGAGGACGUGUGCGACCGAAUGGAUGUCCGACGCAAGCUCAAGAUGGAGUGCCUGGAACCGCAACCCGCCUGGGACCUCUUCUGUGAGAAGGUCGGCGAACACCUCGUGCGUGCCGGCCCAGAGAUCCAGCACCCGGCGCUUGGACUAGCCAUGAAAUGUGGUGGGCUGCCCCUCGCGCUCAUCACCGUCGGACGGGCGAUGGCCAGCAAGCACACUGCAAAAGAAUGGAAGCACGCCAUCACUGUUCUAAAUAUUGCCCCGUGGCAGCUUCUUGGCAUGGAGAUGGACGUUCUUAUGCCUCUCAAGAACAGCUAUGACAACUUGCCCAGUGACAAGCUAAGGCUCUGCCUGCUGUAUUGCUCGCUGUUUCCACAGGACUUCUUCAUUUCCAAGGAUUGGAUCAUAGGCUACUGCAUCGGCGAAGGUUUCAUAGAUGAUCUGUACACUGAGAUGGAUGAGAUAUAUAACAAAGGGCAUGACCUUCUGGGUGAUCUCAAGAUUGCAUCUUUGCUGGAAAGAGGUAAAGACGAGGAACACAUCACUAUGCAUCCCAUGGUCCGCGCGAUGGCUCUGUGGAUAGCAUCAGAAUUCGGCACAAAAGAGACCAAAUGGCUUGUCCGUGCUGGAGCUGGGCUGAAGGAAGCACCAGGUGCAGAGAAAUGGAGCGAGGCCGAGCGGAUUUGUUUCAUGAAGAACAACAUCCUUGAGCUGUAUGAGAGACCUAAUUGCCCUCUCUUGAAGACCUUGAUCCUACAAGGCAACCCAUGGUUGCAGAAGAUAUGUGACGGCUUCUUCCAGUUCAUGCCAUCUCUCAGGGUAUUAGAUCUCUCGCACACGUAUAUCAGUGAAUUACCCUCAGGAAUCAGUGCAUUGGUUGAGUUGCAGUACCUUGAUUUGUACCACACAAACAUCAAAUCACUGCCAAGGGAGCUAGGAUCACUGGUCACUCUGCGGUUCCUGCUCCUCUCACAUAUGCCACUUGAAAUGAUCCCAGGUGGUCUCAUAGAUAGCCUCAAAAUGCUGCAAGUUCUGUACAUGGACCUCAGUUAUGGAGACUGGAAAGUCGGUGAGAACGGAAAUGGUGUUGAUUUUCAGGAGCUGGAGAGCCUACGCAGGCUCAAGGCAAUCGACAUCACAAUACAGUCGGUCGAGGCACUAGAGAGAUUGGCACGGUCAUAUCGCCUCGCCGGUUCAACAAGGAAUCUGCUGAUCAAAGCAUGUGCUAGCCUGACAAAGAUAGAGUUCUCUUCAAGCCACCUCUGGAAGAACAUGACAAACCUGAAGAGAGUGUGGAUCGCAAGCUGCAGCAAUCUAGCGGAGGUGAUCAUUGACGGUAGCGAAGAAACUGAUUGCGGCAUUUUACAGCCCUAUGAUUUUAUGAGGAUGGGUGAGGUUAUUGUGUGUGAAGAUCCCGUCCAUUAUAACCUGCAGGGUAUCAUCCUGCAGAGCCUUCUCAAGGUAAAGAUCAUAUACAGAGGUGGGUGCGUCGAGAAUCUGUCGUCAUUGUUCAUCUGGUACUGCCAAGGACUGGAGGAGCUGAUCACACUCGGCCACCGAGAUCAAGAAGCGGCGGCAGACGAAGACGAACAAGCUGCAGGGACUUGCAAAGUGAUCACGCCCUUCCCUAAACUUAAGGAACUGUAUCUCCAUGGCCUACCAAGGCUCGGGGCGCUGAGCGGCAGCGCAUGCAUGCUGCGGUUCCCGUCAUUGAAGAGCCUCAAGAUCGUCGAUUGUCUAAGCCUCAAGAAGCUCAAACUCGCUGCCGCGGAACUGAAGGAGAUAAAAUGCGCGAGGGACUGGUGGGAUGGGUUGGAGUGGGAUGAUGAUGAGGUCAAAGCAUCUUACGAGCCACUGAUCCGUGGAGUUGAGUGAACUCAGUUUUGGUGUAUUAUGUUGGUCCAAAAUUUCAGAGAUACAUUUCCCCUCACUUAUGCCAGGCUUUGCGUCUGAUAUUCGAUGGGCUUUUCUCUGUUGGUUUCGAAGAAAAUAAAAACAGGUUUACUCCACCCCUUUUUUACUUUCCAAAAAGAUGCUUGGUAUUGAUCAGUCACUGAAUUCAGGGAUUUAUAUGCACUUCUGUCAUCAUUCUAGUUUGAGAUUAUGCUUUUGUGUGUGUGUGUGUGGACUGGAUAAUGCACAUUUGAUGAAUGGAUCGUAGCAGUUACCAGCGGGUGUUUGUAUGAA
Molecule: messenger RNA, 3388 nt
Organism: Hordeum vulgare subsp. vulgare (domesticated barley)
Lineage: Eukaryota; Viridiplantae; Streptophyta; Magnoliopsida; Poales; Poaceae
Product: disease resistance protein SUMM2-like
Exons: 1
Coding region: 353-3076 (907 amino acids)
Molecular function (GO): protein binding; ADP binding
Source: RefSeq, a predicted model, not a curated record